Nematostella vectensis (starlet sea anemone) is the source of this 3158-nucleotide messenger RNA. RefSeq names its product coiled-coil domain-containing protein 191. NCBI's taxonomy places the organism in Eukaryota, Metazoa, Cnidaria, Anthozoa, Actiniaria, Edwardsiidae. The record is from RefSeq and is a predicted model, not a curated record. Gene Ontology annotation, molecular function: phosphatase binding. Bases 3 to 2942 code for a protein of 979 amino acids. The transcript has 15 exons.
CCAUGGAAUCAUGGGAAGGUUCCGGCGCCAAGUUCCAAGAUGGCGGAAAAACAUCAAACAACAAAACACAAAACGAUCUACAAAAGAAAUGCAUUGAGCAUAUUUUUGUAGUAUUUAAAUUAUAUCAGGUUAUAAAUCGCAAAAAUAUGGCUGGAGCGGGUCGAGAUCUCUUUAAAUGGAAUAGGCAAACCAAGCCUUCUCCGAACUACAACAAGAAUAGUAGUGUCCAGAGUUGGAUAAAGAAUGUACAAAGAGCAUCUGAUAAUGCAGCACGAGAGAUGUUUGGAAAUGAUUUUCACAGAGUGCUUGAUCAAGUUCAUGUUGAUGAAGAUGCCUUGAUGGAAGCACAAGAUCUCCUUGAUAAAUGGACUCAUGAAAAGCAAGUCCAAAAUAUUGCACCAGAUCUAGAGUUCUAUGAUGAAGCGUGGAUAAAAACAACCCACACAGCUUGUUCCAACUCUUCUAGAAGUAGAGGAGAGGGGAGCUCUAUGUUUUUUCUGACAGAGGAUGGGAGAGUCGAGGUUGGAGGGCUUUAUGAUGACAGUUUUAAAGCAGUUGAAGAUGAAAAGCCUCCUAGACCUGGGGCAGAAUAUGAGGAAGGCUUGGAAGAGGAGAUCUCUGUACAGCAGGUUCUAAGAGACAUGCUGGACAAGCAGGUUGUUGAGAAUGACAUCAUGUCUGACCUUGGGUUUAAUGACUCGCACAAACGCAAAGAUCCGAGGCCUAAAAUGGAGCUAAGACACCAACAGGUGAAAGCAAAGAGUGAGAAUCGGCGACGCCAAGAAGAGAAAGUCAAACGUGAAAAGAAUGCUCGUAAAGAGGCAGAGCACUUGGCUCGGCAACAGAUCCUUAAGGAGGAGCGAGAGAGACAGGCGCGCAUCAAGCAGGAGGAACAACUAGUACAGCAAGAGAUGAUGAGGAUUAGACGAGCUAUGGAGGAGGAAAAACGGCAGAAAAAAGAACAAGCACAAAGAGAACAGAUGAAGCUUGCUGAAGCUGAACAGAUGGCUCGUCAGUACAUGGAGGAAGAGGAGCGUCGUAAGGAGCAGAAGAGGCAGCAGGAGCAGGAAGCAAAAGAGGAGAUGAGGAGGCUGUUACUGAAGCAGAUGGAAGAGCAGGCGGCGACCGUGGCUAGACAAAAUCUACAGCUACUACGCCGCCAUUUCUCUGCCUGGUACACAGUAGUAGUGGAGCAGCGCAUCAAAUUUGGCAAAGCAAGUGCUUUGGCGGACUGGCGGUGCAAACUGCGUGCAUGGAAUGCAUGGCGAGCAUAUGUGUGGCACAUCAAGUCGGACAAAGAGGCUCAAGCCAUAGCUGUACAGAUGAAGGAAAGACACAGAAAGGAGCAGAUUGCUUUGAACUUCCACCGGAAGCACCUUCUCCAGCGGUGUAUUGUUGCCUGGCAACUGUUUGUCCGUGAAUCUCAGCACAAUCGAAAACUGCAGGAGGAACACCAAAGGAAGACCAACAAGAUGGCUGCCCUUUUGGAGGCAGCCGCCUCUGGCCGCCUGUGGAACAAGAACAGCCAGGAGACUGGGGAUAAUGAAAUUAGUGUCCAAGAUGUGGAACUAGUCGAUUCAAGGCCAAGCACGGCCAGAAAAGUGGAUGAGAUUUUCUCCCAAGACCCUCGAAGGCCACCUACAGACCGAAGCAGUGUUGAUGCCACAGGAUCGACAUCUCGGCGCGCAGAAGUCGCCUUUCUCCCGAACAAACCACACAUGAAAGCCUGGGGCAAUAACUCAGGUAAUGCCCGUCCAAAAACCACAGCAAAGAAGGAUACAUCGAGAACUAAUCACUCGGCUCUCGGCUUGGUGCGUGACAGACCAGCCAGUGCACGAAAAUAUGUGAACAAACAAAGAACUUCCAGUGCUAAUGCAGCGAAAGUUUCUGAUCUAAGAGCACGGUUAAAAGAAUCAAGUAAGAUUUCAAAAGGAUUUCAUCGGAGUAGAAGUACUGAUAUGAUCAACUCCCGGAACAGUGAAAUGGGUCCCGAUCGUGUUAUGGAGUUCGAGGAUGUCAGUCAAAGUGACGACGACCAAUCGGAUUUGCUGGUAGAUUUGGACACAGAGCGUAGCGCAACAUCAACCAAACUGCUUUCCAGAGAAGCCAAAGUGAAGUCGAAUAAACCCACCACUACCCCUCUGAUGCUUGCAAUGGAAGCAAGGGCCAAAGAACGCGAGGCUCGUAAAGCACUCAUUGAAAAAAGGAAACGAAAGCUCGAAGAAGAGAAACUGGCGAAAUUAAAAGAGGAACAAGCCCGGAAGGAAGCAGAAGUAGAAAAAGAAAAACAAGAGAUACUGAAGAAGAAACGCGAGGAGAGGAGAUUAGCGCGCGAGCGAGAGCUCGAAAAACAGCGGCGACUGGAAGAAAUACGACAGCUGAACGUAAAAGCAGAGCAGCAUUACUGUCGCACGUUGCUAAUGAAGUACGGUCUGUCACCAUGGAGACAGCUGGUUGCCAUGGCACAUCAGAAUCUCUCGUCAGCCAUCGAGCAUCACGCCCAGGCGCUUGUCAUCACGUGCUUUUACCCGUGGCUGCAGUUUGCGCGGGAAAACAGCCGACGUCAACAGGAAGCCGCUGACCAGUUGUUCAGACGGAUUCUUCUUCGGCGAAGCUGGCGUUCUUGGAGAAAGUACGGCCAGCACAUGGUCCGUCUAGAGGUUGUGGCUGAGGAUUACUGCUCGGCUGCACGUCUGCGCAAGUAUUUCCGUCUGUGGCAGUGCUGGGUGACAGACGAGCAGAUUCUCUACUGGGAGAAAGAGCGACGUGCGCACGAGCAUGACUUGGUCCGCCUUCAAAAGCUCGCCUUCACUUACUGGAAGAAACUGAUCCCCAUGGCUCAAGAGGAGCGCAAGCGGGAGGCGAGGAAACUGGAAAUGAGAAACAGAGUCAAAGCCUGGCUGCCGGACUUCCAGGGUACUGGUCAGCACUCUUCUCCUUAGGCAUGCGCACUAACUAGCCUUGGAGAAAAGACUGAGGCGUAACGUGUUUAUCGUGAGUCGUAUGUACGUAUGUAAACUAGGGGUCUGGUACCUAGCGUGUGACUUGUGAGUCGUAUGUACACGUAUGUACACUAGGGGAUUCUGAUUGAAGAACACUGUUUUGCUACCAUUUUUACUUACUAAACUUCAAUUAAAGCUGUGGAUUGAGUGUAGAAA